Molecule: messenger RNA, 3652 nt
Organism: Brienomyrus brachyistius
Lineage: Eukaryota; Metazoa; Chordata; Actinopteri; Osteoglossiformes; Mormyridae
Product: SH2 domain-containing protein 1A-like
Exons: 3
Coding region: 237-554 (105 amino acids)
Source: RefSeq, a predicted model, not a curated record
AUGUUAUAACCAGAUGCUGCUCAGCUUAUAGUAACUAUGAGUGACUGCAACUGCAAAAGCAUUUUGAACAGUCCUUGAAAGGCGCCUUGUGACAUUUUAUAUCGCUUUUUUUCCCCAUUGUAGAAGUCUGUGAUGCUACUUCCUGUCGUGGUGUUAUAUUUCCUGCACAGUGCCUGCAGCAGCACACAUACUUUGGCAUCUCCCUCAUUUGUUUUCUUUCCACGUUACGCAACUCAAUGGAGGCUCUGUCUGUGUACCAUGACAGCAUCAACAAGGAGAUGGGAGAGAAGAUCCUCUGCAAGACGAAUAAAGAUGGCAGCUAUUUGAUACGUAAGAGUGAGACCAGGACCGGAGUUUACUGCCUCUGUGUUUUGUUCAAAGGUUUUGUCUACACAUACAGAGUACAUCAGACCAAGGACAGCCUGUGGGUUGCAGAGACAGCUCCGGGUGUCCAAGAACGAGUCUUUCGGAACGUCAAGAACCUGAUAGCGCAUUUCCGCGAGCCGGACAAAGGCAUCGUCAUACCUCUGCUUUAUCCGGUCCCAGCCAAAUAGCCAGAUGCCGUGUCCUGAAAAGAAAACCUGGAAUGUGUCUGUGAGUGGACUGCAAACUAACAAAAAACACUGUCCACGUUGUCACAUAUGCAAAAUAUUGCAUUUUUGUUUCUUGAUGCACACAUGGAUGAUAUCUGAAAUGCCUAGACCGUGAAUCUGUAUCAUAAAUCAAAAAAAUAAAUCCUGAAUAUCCUUCUGUUCAAACUGCUUAUCCAAUACAGUGUCAAAUCACUGUUGAAAAAAAAUAUUCUACACUUAUUAAAUGGAUGCACAAGUUUUUUAUCAAACUAUACUGUCAGAAAAAAGUACCAAAGUGUACCUUUCAGGUAACGAAUACUUUUCACUGGAGCUGUACCCUCAAGGGUCUGCCAGUUGUACCCUAGCUGUAGGUAAAUGUUCCUUUUAAGGUACAGAUAUGCAAACCUUUAGUAAAUCACCCAAUGACUGAGUGGGGUAAUACUUCCACUGGAGGCAUCAUUGAAGAAUGCUUGCACACACAUAUGUAGACAUACAAGACAAUUCAUAGUAUUUUGUAAAUAUUUAUGCAUAAAAGAGUUAGAGGAAUCGGCCUUAUUUACAUCUCAGAAUAAUUUUGAUUUAAUGCUAACAAUUAAUUGAAAUAGAUACACAUGUAUUCAUGUGAAUUAUGCAGUGAUUUUGAAGAAUAAUAUGAAAGGCAUUCAGAUAUUAAGCGACUGAUCAACGCAAUUAGAUCAGGUGUACAUUCAUGGCUAACAGAAAGGUAUUGUCACAACAGGCAACGUUUUUUUGCUUUUGGUUCAUUUUUAUAGGACUGAAUUGUUAAUAGAUGUCAGUGAUAAAUGACAGGUCAAAUUUUGAACAACAAAUAUUUUAUUUCCUUUCGUUGAGAAUCAUUGUAAAGCCUACCGGUAUUUCUGCUAACAGUGUGCACUUGUUUGAAGCUGAAACUACAUUGUAGAAAUUAAACAUUUUGCCAGUAUGACUAAACUUCAAAAGAAGGAAACUAUUUGAAGAAGCUUUUUUUCCCCAUGUUGAUGUGUAACUUUGAAACAGAAACCAUUCUAGUUUUUUUUGUUGAAUUAGUCGUAGAAUAAUUUGUCUUGUUUUUUUUUCUAAACUAAUUUCAUAAACAUAUGAAUUUCUUCUGUAGAACUUCUAUCUGCAUUAUUCCUGUAAUAAAUUAGUAAUUUUUUUUUCUUCAGUCAAGCCUAGUUGUGUCAGAUUUUGAAAAUGUUGUUUGUCUUUCAUUAGCCUUAUGCGGGUCUGGGAACUGGGGAAUGUGACAUGUAACAUUGUCAAGCUGUGAAUAGACAAAGUAAACAGCAGGAUACAGGAACCUUUAGCUACAAAACUAUGUCCGUAACAUUUUGUGUAUGUCUUAGGUUUCAUCCAACAUUCUAGAAUUCAGUAUUUGGCAAAAAUUUAUAACAUUGUUUGAUAUUAAUAUAUGGCUAUAAUAAUAAAUUUUUUGUCAUACAGUAAAGGCUGCAAGGAAAUAGGUGUUUUUUACAGAUGAGUUUGUUAAUAUGUCUGUUAGUUCAGGUCUACUGAUUGUGUUAAACAGUCAUUAUCCUGCAGAAGCUUUAGAAGAUUUGACAUUCAAGGUGUCAGAUAAGCAAGUUGCAAAUUUAAUGUAACGACUGCAGAAGAAGAUUCCUGUGCUCAAGGAGUGGGUGCUGGGUCAUAAUUAAAAGAAAUGUAUGCACGGUACUGUUCUUAGAAGUUCGUAGUCUAGCAUAUCCUAAGAAUAUGCAUGUCCUGUAAGUGAAGAAGUGCAGAUACAUGUCCUGUAAGUGAAGCAGUGCGGAUACCUGUCCUGUAAGUGAAGCAGUGCGGAUAUAUGUCCUGUAAGUGAAGCAGUGCGGAUAUAUGUCCUGUAAGUGAAGCAGUGCGGAUAUAUGUCCUGUAAGUGAAGCAGUGCGGAUAUAUGUCCUGUAAGUGAAGCAGUGCAGACAUGUACACUUUUUUUAAAUGUGAUUUCUCACCUUCUAUCUCCACCUUGUUUUCUGCGUGUUUUGCAUUUUUCUUCUGUAUUCUGACUCACACCUACAUAUUUUGAUCGCAGUCUUUGCCCAGUGGCUGCUGGGGCUUCUAUGAGCAGGAGUCUGCAGUCAAAUACAGGCAAUCCACAGGUCACGAACAAGAUCCUUUCUGUAUUAAAGUACAUGCAUAAUACAGUGUAGUUAUACAUAGUGCAUAAUAAUACAGUAAUAAUAAUAAUAAUAAUAAUUCUACAGUAAUAAUGAAAGUAGCUACAUACUUUGCUUUCCUGUACCUUGAGCCAACAAACUGCUGAAGCCGUGUAAUGUUUUCACGAGCGCCACGAAGAAGUGUGUACGUUUGUUAUUACGAACCAUUGUACUUAACCCAAACAUUUAAUAUAAUAGGCUUUAUGGCAGUUUGUUUGUAAGUACAAGUUGUAACCCUGGACUGCCUGUACUUGUUACGGGAAUGAUUUUCUACAUACUGUAUGGGUUUAGCUGUGUUGUUAAUCUGAUAAUUGUCUCCACCCCAUAUCUGACUUCCCCAGCAUUCUGAAAAAUCUCUGAUGCGAGUAGAUUGUACUUAUGAGAAUACUAGACUGUGUGUUAAUAUUAUAAUCGCAAAAUGUUAUUCUUGUGCAUUAACAAGUAGAGCAUUGUAUUUCCAACCCACAAGUUGUGGGUUCAAAUCCCAGGGAGUGCACAUAACUUGUAAUCUUCCAUCUACUACUAAGUUGCUUCAGGGAAAAAAGUGUGAACUAAAUGAGUAAAUAUCAAUGUGGUGAUAUCAUCAGUACAUUUCCAGGUGCUAAAUUGGAAGAAAAACAAGGCCUCUGUUUUCCAGCAUGUAAUUUAGAGACUUAACUUCAUUAAAUGUUAAUGGUCUAGCUUGGAGUAUUGUUUGUACGUUAUAUAACAUAAGGUUAAAAAAGCUUAAAUGAUCGUUUACACGUUUUUCUUUUUUACUGAAAUAAUUCUCCCUGCUGGUUUCUAAACAUUUUCAGCUGUGUCACAGACACCUCUUAUAACAUGAUAAUCCCCUUUUUGCCUUGUAAUUAAUGUAGCUAUCCAAAGUGCCACAGUUACUUUCAUUUCAUUACAAUGGUGAAAAUAAAGCAAAGAACUGAGGCCCCA